GUGCGCGCCCGCCUUGAGGAAGCGGCCCGCGCCAAGAAGGGCAAGAAGGGCUUCAUGACGCCGGAGCGUAAGAAGAAGCUCAGGACACUGCUUCGUCAAAAAGCCGCCGAGGAGCUGAAGCGAGAACAGGAGCGCAAGGCGACUGAACGUCGCGAGGGCAUCGCCAAGCGCAUCGGCACCAAGCAGAACUUGGACGGUCUCAGCCAGGACAAACUGGCCAGUGUUUGCCGCGAGUACUACAGUCGCAUGGCGAAGCUGGAGGACAGCAAGUACGACCUCGAGUACGAGGUCAGACAGAAGGACUUUAUCAUCAACGAGCUGACCAUCCAGGUGAACGACCUGCGCGGCAAAUUCGUGAAGCCCUCGCUGAAGAAGGUGGCGAAGUACGACGGCAAGUUGGAGAAGAUGGCGAAGAUUGCCGCCAAGGCGGAGAAGGACUUCCGCAACAACCUGAAGCGCGUCCAGUCGACCAAGUUCACCAUGGAGGAGGAAAACAAAGAUGUGACCAAGCCAGAGUGGGCGAGCCAGAAGAAGAAGGAGGAGACGGUUGAGGUGAAGGACGGAGAUGAGGAGGAAUAA
Messenger RNA from Rhagoletis zephyria (snowberry fruit fly), 579 nucleotides. The record is from RefSeq and is a predicted model, not a curated record. Lineage: Eukaryota; Metazoa; Arthropoda; Insecta; Diptera; Tephritidae.